AUGACACAAUCAAAUGCUAGGACUCUUCCAAAACUGCCAGCAGAAGCGAUCCGUUUGGCUCACCUUCUCGAUAGCUUCUUUAAAACAAACAAAACAUGGACUGGUCUUUCGCACCCUGACCAGAGAGUUCUGAUUGGAUUUAUUGCGCAGAAAUAUGACAUGGGGUCUACUCUCGCGGCCAAUCAUAUUACCCGCUAUCCUAGAAUAUGGGCACGCGAGGAGCACCGAGUGACAGAAGCGAUUCAAAAAACGGUUGAUCUAGCCUCGCCGCUACUGGAUGGAAGUUUGAGAUCAGUUCUUAAGGCGAAAUCCAUAUUUUACAUGCCCGUCAAGCUGAUGGAGCUUAUUGAUAGACUUGACCCCAACCUCGGUCCGACAGAUGCAUUUCCGUCAUUUCUUGCUGUUCGUCUUAAUCAACAACAGACGGUUGAGUAUUUGCUGGACUCUAAGCGACUCAAAGUCAACAAGCAAACUAACACAGGGCAGACCGCUUUGUUGGAAGCGAUUCGUGUAGGCAACACAGAUGUCAUUAGGAUGCUCGCUAAAGCCGGUGCCAACGCCGAUAUUGGAAUGAGUGAAGGCAGAACCGCUCGACAGCAGAUGUCGGCUGCGGGUACUUAUAUCAAAUGGAAGACGAGCUCGAUAUGA
Messenger RNA from Penicillium roqueforti, 648 nucleotides. RefSeq lists its product as uncharacterized. Gene Ontology annotation, molecular function: protein binding. Lineage: Eukaryota; Fungi; Ascomycota; Eurotiomycetes; Eurotiales; Aspergillaceae. The record is from RefSeq and is a predicted model, not a curated record. The coding region runs from base 1 to 648 and encodes 215 amino acids. The transcript has 2 exons.